Molecule: messenger RNA, 171 nt
Organism: Miscanthus lutarioriparius
Lineage: Eukaryota; Viridiplantae; Streptophyta; Magnoliopsida; Poales; Poaceae
Source: the annotation of a GenBank genome assembly
AUGGCCCUGGGUGUCCCAAAAGAGACCUCUGACAAGGCAUUGGAGGAAGCCGAGGACGCGGUGGCGCCCCUAGUUGCUGCAGCAGUAGGCAUCAUCAACGACAGGCUGCUUCUGACCGAUGAGUACCCAGACGAGGACGAUGUGGCCGUCGGUCCUCCGGCGUCCCCAUGA